Aspergillus novofumigatus IBT 16806 is the source of this 719-nucleotide messenger RNA. RefSeq lists its product as uncharacterized. Lineage: Eukaryota; Fungi; Ascomycota; Eurotiomycetes; Eurotiales; Aspergillaceae. Bases 203 to 562 code for a protein of 119 amino acids. The record is from RefSeq and is a predicted model, not a curated record. The transcript has a single exon.
AUCAUGCUCCAGGCUGCAGCUAUAAGCUUAUCAUAAUAAGCAACAGUUCCUAGCAUGAAUCAUACCCCGCACUAGCCCUCCCACAGAAGUUACUAACACCAUCGAUCUAUCUACUCACGUCAACCAAAGCUUAAGCGUAAGUAUACACACACAAACACCCAUCAAUAGACUAUAUACUAACUAGCUACCCAGCCAAGGCAAAAUGCCCUGCACAACCUGCCCAACAACCCACCCCUGCUCCCGCUGCACCGGGACAGGAACCACCUCCGAGCCAUGCCCCUCCUGCUUCGGCAAACGUGGAUUCUUCGAGAUGGAGGGCGGCGGCGACAAGGCACGCGGGGAGUUCCAUGCGCCGUGUAUCACGAUGCAGUGUCGUAGUUGCGAUGGCGAGGGGAUUGCGUUUGAGCGGUGUAGAGAAUGUGUUGGGGUGGGGUAUUUGAGAGUUUAUUGUAGGGGGUGUGAGGAGGGGUUUCGGAGGUAUCAAUAUCGAGAUCAGGAUCGGGGAAGGAAUAGGGAUCGGGGUGGGGUAGGGAGGAGAGGGAGGUGGAUGAGAAGGGGAUGAAGAUGGGAGAGGCUGAUGGAAAGGGUGUAUUUAAUGAGAAAAGGGGUUAAGAACGUGUGGUAUAAGGCGUCUAGUGAGCUGAUUGAAUUUGUCUGAGGUUAGGUACCCCUGUUGUACUCAAGACGAACUAAUACCUCUGGCCUAGAAGCAUGGGCCU